This is a messenger RNA of Mycena citricolor, 4617 nucleotides long. The record is from the annotation of a GenBank genome assembly. NCBI's taxonomy places the organism in Eukaryota, Fungi, Basidiomycota, Agaricomycetes, Agaricales, Mycenaceae.
AUGGAUGAACUUCCCCAAGAUCCACCCAAACAGGGACGUGGUGGAUUUCGUGUUGGUGCCGGUCGGAAACCAAAGCCUGUCACAUCCGUCAGUGAACCUCAAAUCCGUGAGCCAACAAAGACCUCUGCAUCCCAGCGAUUGGUGUCUGGAGCCCCAAUUCCAAACUUCUUCCUUCCUCGUAGCCAAUCAAGGCCUGCCGCUCUGGGAGUGUUCUCAACAGACCCUCGUUCUUCGGGACCUUCCGUGAUGGGAGCAACGACAACCCAAGGACAUUCACAACGUCCAUCAUUCUGGUCUAGUGUUGCGCCAACAACGGCUGCAAUUAAUAGGCAGACAACUGCUCAUGAGCUGCAUCAGCCGAGUACUCUGGCUCCUCCGGAGUUGGCGCAACUCCAAGAUGGAAUUGGUUUUCUCGAAGCCAAUGACGAGCGUGGGGAUGUUACAGCGGGUGCUGAUCGGCGCCUGGAUGAGUCAUUGGUUGAUGAGCUCACCGACAAUAAUCCAUCCGCCAAUAGUGAAGCGGCUCAAGCCGAGACUCGAGAUGCCGAAGUGCUUGCGGAAUCCGUGUCAGAGAAGUUUCUGAAAGAACUUCAGUCUCGGAUAUCUCAAGAGAUUCAGAAGUAUGAUAUGCCGCUCUGCUACAAGAACGGUCAAUUCUUUGAUCGCGCACCCCAUCCUGUGUUUUCUCUUCAGGGAGGAAAUGCUUCCGCCGGUGGACUGGAACCCGCUAAGCUAUAUGCCCGCGACACAUUUAUAUGGCUACCAAUGCAUUUGCCUGGACAUCCCUCCAGGUUUAAGUGCACAUGCAGCGAGGCUUUGUCAUUGAAUGAUCCUAUUGCUCGUCGUGUGCGCUCUAUUCCGGAGGAUUUUUUCCUGUACACAAAUCGGUUCAUCUGCGACUCACGGCGGAAUAACAACAAAGGGUGCGGGCAGAGCUUCCAAGGCACAGACCCCCAUAUUAUUGCGCAAUUGCCACGCUUCGUACAGGCAGCCUUUCCUGCGUAUAUUUCGACUCGCGGUGCGAUUUCAAAGCUCAUGAUGCGUCUCAUGACGAACACAUUUGCCGCUCGUUUUGGGCCUGCGCCAUUCGCGGAAUUGGUGUCUGAAAUUCAACAUCGAUCCCAUGCUGAUUGGGAACUCAUGUACCUCAUUGCCGCAAGUUUCUAUGGUUGGAGAUUGAAGCAAUCGUUCUCGGCAUUUGCAGAUCGUUUGAAUUACGCCGGAUCCCUUCCUUCCGUGACAUAUCUGAAAUCCAUGUUUACGGAUUACAUGUCCGCUCAUCGCAUCUUCGUGGACCGUUUCGUGGCCAGCUUGCCUUUGACAAUUGCAAAAGCUGAUCAUACAUUUGCGUUCCUUAAGCAUAUGGGUGGUGUCAAGGGCGAGAAAAUAUUCGACGCGGCAUAUACUGUUAUAAAUGAAUUCGAAGAAGUGCGGGGACACUCUCUGACACUGACCAAAUCUUUGUCAUUCGUGAAAGAGAUGUACACGCGGAUUCUCCAAGGCUUGGCGGACUCUCAGAAUCCCCCUACCCAGAUUUUGUAUACGGAUUCCCCGCGACUGGAACGUGUUUUUCACGAAGGAAUCAAUGCAGAACUGCAAAAGAAUGUUACUCCUGUCACCAACUGGUCUGACCUGCCCGCUUUUCGACGCACAGAAAGCAUUCUCCCUCAACACAUCAUGGAUGCAGUCGAAAUCGAAGCAACCGCAAAUGGUAUUCUACAGGACUCGAUGGAGUCUUCCAGCGAUUUACUUCAUGUUCUUGCUAUUGCCAUCAAAGCGACGGAUUAUGAACGCGGCUUACGGAUAGACAGUAUCCAAGUCCGUACAGUUGAUAAGAUUCUUGUCUUUGAGAUGACCGCAUACAAAACGCGCUCACAAUUCCCUCCUUCCCUACUUGCCAUUCUCACCAAUCCGUCUCUGAUCAAAGUCGGGUAUGACAUUCGUGCAUCACUGGAACGAUUGGCCUCAGUUUUCAAUCUCGCCGAUCUUCUGACGGUGCUGCACUCACGGAAUCCUCCGAUUCUUGAUUUGGGAAAGCUCUCCAAAUUAAAGGGUGCAGUGAAUGAUCACACUGCAACGCUUCACGCGUUGGCUGGUGCAGUAUUAAAGCGCUGCUACACUUGGUCCAGACUUGGUGACGGACUCUGGGACAAGAUCGACUGCCAAUGGCAGAUUUAUGCAAAUUUGGCUGCACAGUCCACAGUCGGCUUGCCUCUUUCUCCUGCGCAAGCAACCAAACAUGGUCACCCAGUCACUCUUGUCCAUGGAUUGAUGGAUGUGCAGGGUACUACGAAGCGAAUUAACAUCACUGCCAGUCGAUCAUUAGUUCAGAUCAGCAAGGUUCUUGUCCCAGGGGACAUCCAUUCACUUCAUAAACAGACUCUGGAGUGGAUUUCAGCUCACGGGACAUCGAUUGUUGUCUCAACGUCACAACUACGCACUCGAGGGAGAUUUGAGCCUGUCAGGGUUCGUCCACUUGCCAAUACGAUUGGUGUUCCUGCACCGCCCACUGAAGUCACGGAUUAUCCCGAAUUCAUUCCGCAUAUUCCGAACAACGGCUCUCAGUCAUCGGAGAAUGAUAGCCUUUGUGAUUUGGAUUCUGCCAACUCUGAAUCAAACGAUGACUCGGAUGCGGAUGUAGACGAGGAUGAGUAUGCACAGUUCACAUACAACACAUUUGAUCAGCAGGUCUACUUCGAAGUGGACGCGACGUUGUCCGAGGAAUCACUGAUUGACAAUUUCAACCAUGAUGCCCUACACUUCAUGGAUCGCGUCUUACGUCUUCUCUCGAAGAAAAACUCUGCAUACAAAGCAUUUGCCCAUGAUUUCAGCGAGGCAAUUUUCAUUCGGGAUCAAAGUGACGAAGCUGCCGUCCGUGCUGUACUUGAGAAGAACGGAAUCAGCUGGGAUUAUUUCAAACAAGCAAAGGCAUCACAGCUUUAUCGUCGAAUCCGCCGCAUAAUCCCCCCUCCCCAUAUCCUCCUGCCACGCCUUGACAAGCUCUUCAACGCAUAUUCAAACCUCACGUGCUCCACACGGCAGGGUUCAGGUUCAUUCUUCACGCCUGAAGCCCGGGAUCAGUGGAAAAAUCUCCGUGAAACCGCCAAGCUCGGUUACCUGUCCGAUCCUCCCAGUAUUCCUCUCUAUUAUCUCAUGGGCAAGGAUCGUGAUGGGCUGAACAUUUAUCGCACCGUCUGUGGGACCAAUUCGAUUGAGGGGGGAUUUCACAUGGCAAUUCGCCGGAUCUUUGGAUCAUUGAAAGCUUCUGCAGAACUUGCAGAAUGCCUGCUUGUAAAUUGGAUUCUACGGAGAAACAUCCAGGUUGGCUUCCAUAACCGUACGGGUUCGAAAUAUUGUGGGCACUAUGCGCUCUGGGACCGUGACGAGAUUGUAGAACUUGCCGUUGCGGUUGGCGUCAACCCAUCGUUUCCUAUCCCUCGUGUUCUUCCAACUCGGAUUGCGACAAGCGAAACAAUUGGGAUACUUCCCAUCUCUCAAGACUUGGCAUUAGACUUGGAUAUAGCCACACUCCCUCGACCUCACAUCACGGGUGUUCCACAUCAUCGCGAUACACCAGUGCACAUGCUCACACAUCUCUCGACCAAGCCAACGAACCAAUAUCGAUAUCUACAAUUGCGACAACUGACACUCUAUCCUGUUCUACCCGUGCACACUUUUGCAGAGUUCACCAUCUUCAAAGCCCACGUUGACAAUCUAUCCUUUCGAAAAUCUAGUCAAACUCAUCUGGGUCACGAACGCUGGAAGAACGUUGAUUUUGACAAGUUUGCUGCCUUCUGGAAUAAGAUGGUCAGCGGACAAUCACGCACAGUCACUGACACAAAUCAACGACUGUACUACAAAAUCCCUCCGCAGCUCGAAGCUCACCAUAAACGAGUGAUUGCUCGCUCCUCGGAAUUGGCAACACUCGCGUCUGGUGGCAAUUUCGCGGCUCGACAGCCGUUCUUGAAUAUGCUUGCCAAUACAGCUCGGAUGGACGCACCAGCAGCGAUUCGGUUUCCAUCUGGGUUGCAUGAGCUUGACUUGUCCCUUGAAGAAACAUACGAUUUUGGAUCGUUCACCGCGGCGGCUGGAAUCCCCAUCGUUCCCGGACAUGAUGUGGAUUACGGCGCUGAAGACUUGCCAAUUCCGCCAAUAGUGCCAGCGAACGAGGUGCAGAGAGCAGAGGAAGUUCCGAACACAAGGGUGAUUGAAAACUCACAUCUGGGCCCCGAGAUCCAAGACCAAGCAGCGACAGUGGCUCAGCAAUUCCCGCAAAUUGGACGAUUCUCCGCUGUACCCGAACGCCAAACCAAACUUGCAGCGCCUCGCUUCCACCCCUACCAGCCUCAGGUGAUGUUUCAAUCACAGCCCGCUCAAUCCCGAGAAGCAGGAGAUGACCGAUGCGCGUUGUGCACAAAUGACUACUGCGCUCGGCGUUGGCUGUGUAAAGGUAAAGGAAAUCGUUCUCGAUGCACCUGUGAUCAUCCCAAGAUUGCUCGGACUUUCCGCGUCCGUAUUUCUGAAGCCGUCAUUGAGGACUUGUAUCGGCUGGGCGAUGCAGCAGUGGCAGAGGCUCGAAGAAAGAGGAGGGAGAGACAAUCUUCACAGAGGAAGUAG